AUGUCGAAUCUUACCAACGAUUCUGUUGUAAAUUCUGCAGACCUUGAAGGAAAUCAGGCUCUGAAUGCGCCCAAUCGAAUAGAGGAAGAGCCAUUGAAAAGGAACAUGAACGUUCCCAUCAUUUCUUUGACAAAGAGCAAUCCGUUAAAUCCGUUGAAAGCCUUAGUGGAGCUGGGGCACGUACAGAAAGAGAUGAUGUCAAAUGAAUUAGAGUUUGCUCGUAUCGUUGAAGAAGAUUUAAAUCUUCGGAACCAGUUAUUUGAAACUACACUUGAGCUCUCUCAUCAAGUAGACUCGUUUAUGGGGUUGUUUGAAACAUUUAUGUCUGAAAGGAAUUUGAGGAUGGAACAUGAACAUAUCAGGAGGUCUUUAUAUGAAUUAUGCUCUAAAGAAGUUCAAACUGAGGCAACGUUAAUGACAACCCUCAAAGAAGACAUCAAAGAAAGAAAAGAAACAAAACCAAAGGAACCAAUCUUAACGAAAGAAGCUGAAGAUAAUCAUUUAGAUCUGAAGGAAUCCACAUCUGCAAACCUUGGCACAACUCCUUCAUUCCAGGCAACCCCUCCUCAGACGAAACAAGAAGAGGUUCGUUCGAAUCCAAUAAUUGUUGACCUCCUUUUCUUAGACAUGAAAAUAAGGUCCACCAUGAAACAGGGGUUAAAACGUUCUUGGAAUCAAUGA
Messenger RNA from Naegleria lovaniensis, 681 nucleotides. RefSeq lists its product as uncharacterized. Lineage: Eukaryota; Heterolobosea; Eutetramitea; Acrasida; Naegleriidae. The record is from RefSeq and is a predicted model, not a curated record. The coding region runs from base 1 to 681 and encodes 226 amino acids. The transcript is spliced from 2 exons.